AAAGUGCAGAGAAAAUCCCUGAUCUGGCCUUUCUAGUAAUGAACUUUAUCUGUAGCUGCCACCACACCCAGCACGGAACGGAACGAGUUCACGAGGGUCGGCCUGUUGAUUAAAGCACGGUCAGCAGAUUCCCCGCAGCCCUCCGCUGUAGUUGGUUUUUAACCCACAUUUGGGCUCUAUUCAGAGACAGAACUAGACUUAGAUCAGUCUUCUCGUUUGUGUUGAGGUCUUGUUUACACUCCGUCCAGCUCACAGGGUUUCUCAUGUCUGUCUUUAUGGAUUGAUAGGUGAUCUUUUUAUGAGGGUUUUUUAAAGGAGGUUAAUGAGACUCAUAAAUGCAGACUUUAACCCUCCAGGCUGUCCUUCAAUGUGUAACUGUGACAGGUAGAAAUAGCAGGUGGAGCCUGGCCCGGCUCAGCUUACUGUAGGAUCCAGUCAGCCCGGGUCAGCAUGGCCUCCCCAAAAACAGACGCAGCCAUGUCUCCAAAGAUCACGGGGGAGCUGCUGCGGCUGCUCCGGAACGCCAUGAGGAAUUGUAAAUAUGUGUCAGAGCCCAUUCAGGCCUACAUAAUCCCUUCUGGAGACGCACAUCAGAGUGAAUACAUUGCCCCCUGUGACUGCAGGCGUGAGUUCAUCAGUGGAUUCAACGGCUCUGCUGGGACGGCCAUCGUCACAGAACAGCACGCCGCCAUGUGGACUGACGGGAGAUAUUUCCUCCAGGCCAGUCAGCAGAUGGACAACAACUGGACUCUCAUGAAGAUGGGACUAAAGGAGACCCCCUCCCAGGAGGACUGGCUGAUCAGCGUUUUGCCUGAAAACUCCAAAGUGGGAGUGGAUCCUUGGAUCAUCGCUGCUGACCAGUGGAAGCACAUGUCCAAGGCGCUGAGCAGUGCCGGCCACUCUCUGGUCGCGGUGCAGGAUAAUCUGAUCGAUGUAGUCUGGACAGACCGGCCUGAAAGGGCCAGCUCACAGCUACGCAUCCUGGGAUUGGAGCAUGCAGGUGUUUCUUGGCAGGAUAAGGUCACGGCGCUGCGAGGCAAGAUGGCGGAGAGAAAAAUCAACUGGUUUGUUGCUACAGCACUCGAUGAGAUUGCAUGGCUUUUCAACCUCCGUGGUGCUGACAUCGAGUACAACCCAGUUUUCUUUGCUUAUACCAUUCUUGGGAUGAACUCAAUAAGGCUGUUUGUGGACUUGAAGCGACUUUCAGACCCGGCACUGCGAGACCACCUGCAGCUGGACUCGCCCAGCAAGGCCGACAUGAGCAUCCAGACCUUCCCGUAUGAAUCCGUCUACACCGAGCUGCAGGCCAUCUGUGCUGCUCUUGGCCCCAAGGACAAAGUGUGGAUCUGUGACAAGGCCAGCUGUUGCCUCACACAGGUCAUCGCUAAGCCCCACAGAACUCCAAUUCCUUACACUCCACUCUGCCUGGCCAAGGCGGUGAAAAACCCAACGGAGAUCCAAGGCAUGAAGCUGGCCCAUAUCAAGGAUGCAGUCGCUCUUUGUGAACUCUUUGCUUGGUUGGAAAAGGAGAUACCUAAAGGCACAGUGACCGAAAUCUCUGCUGCUGAUAAGGCUGAAGAGUUACGCAGUCAGCAGAAAGACUUUGUCGGUCUCAGUUUCCCCACAAUCUCUGGCGUGGGCCCAAAUGCAGCCAUCAUACACUACGGACCUCUUCCUGAGACCAACAGAACCCUGACGGUGAAUGAGGUUUACCUGAUCGACUCUGGAGCUCAGUACAUAGACGGAACAACAGAUGUGACGCGUACCAUGCACUUCGGGACUCCUUCUGCUUAUGAAAAGGAAUGUUUCACGUAUGUGCUGAAGGGACACAUAGCUGUCAGUGCUGCCAUCUUUCCCAAUGGAACUAAAGGCCACCUCCUGGACUCAUUCGCCCGUGCUGCUCUGUGGGAGUCUGGACUGGACUAUCUUCAUGGUACAGGUCAUGGCGUGGGCUGCUUUCUCAACGUGCACGAGGGUCCCUGCGGCAUCAGCUACAAAACCUUCGCCGAUGAACCUCUGGAGGCCGGCAUGAUUGUCAGUGAUGAACCCGGAUACUAUGAGGAGGGAUCGUUUGGGAUUCGGGUUGAAAAUGUGGUCCUUGUUGUACCAGCCAAGCCCAAAUACAACUACAGAAACAGGGGAAGCCUGACGUUUGAGCCUCUCACUUUGGUCCCCAUUCAAGUCAAAAUGAUGAGCACAGAGCUUCUCACUCAGAGGGAGCGGGAUUGGGUGAACGAAUACCACCGGAAGUGCAGGGAGGUGGUGGGGGCGGAGCUGGAGAGGCAGGGCAGAAAGCAGGCGCUGGAGUGGCUGAUCCGAGAGACUCAGCCCAUCGUUUGAGCUCCGUCCUCCUGGGAGGAGCAGCUGAUGGCGCUGCAGCGAUAAUCAUUUGUAUCUUUCUCUGUGUCUCACAUUCAGCUUCUUUUUGUAAAGCGCAUUGCAUCAGCGGUUUUAUUAAAGAUUGUUCAGUCAAACAC
This is a messenger RNA of Oryzias melastigma (Indian medaka), 2477 nucleotides long. RefSeq names its product X-prolyl aminopeptidase (aminopeptidase P) 1, soluble (gene xpnpep1). The record is from RefSeq and is a predicted model, not a curated record. The transcript has 20 exons. The coding region runs from base 451 to 2340 and encodes 629 amino acids. Gene Ontology annotation, molecular function: metalloaminopeptidase activity. Lineage: Eukaryota; Metazoa; Chordata; Actinopteri; Beloniformes; Adrianichthyidae.